CCGGUCGGCGGCGGCGAGCGCAGAAAGUGGUCUUGGAGCGGGCAGCGGCGCGCGGGGUGGCGGGGCGGCUGCGGCCUGACGGUUCCGGUUUGAAGACUCCAUCCCUUGUCACCCACGGGAUUAUGCUUGUGGCUUUCCUGCCCGAUGAUUCUUUUGCAGCAGGUCUGGCUUCCUUUACCUAAUCGGCCUUCAACCUCUCCUCCUAUGUCAGUGGCUGCCAGGUCCACAAGGACCUUGCAGCUCCCGCCACAGAAGGCUUUUGGGCAGGAAGCAUCCUUGCCUCUGGCGGGGGAAGAGGAUUUAGCUAAGAGAGGGGAGCCAGACUCUGCCCUGGAGGAGCUGUGUAAGCCCCUCUUCUGCAAACUCUGCAAUGUCACCUUGAACUCCGCUCAGCAAGCCCAGGCACACUAUCAGGGUAAAAACCAUGGCAAGAAACUACGAAAUUAUUACGCAGCUAACAGCUGUCCUCCUCCAGCCAGGGUGAGCAGCGUGGUGGCAGAGCCUGUAGCCACACCCCUCGUUCCUGUCCCUCCGCAGGUGGGCUCCUGCAAGCCAGGGGGCAGGGUGAUCCUGGCUACAGAGAAUGACUACUGUAAGCUGUGCGAUGCCUCCUUCAGCUCCCCUGCCGUGGCACAGGCGCACUACCAGGGGAAGAACCAUGCCAAGAGACUCCGUCUGGCCGAAGCUCAGAGUCACUCAUUCUCGGACUCCGCAGAGGCAGGGCAACGGCGGACUCGGAAAGAAGGGAGUGAAUUUAAGAUGGUGGCCACCAGGAGGAAUAUGUAUCCAGUCCAGAGCAAUUCAGCAGGCCCUUAUUUCAAUGCUCGCUCCCGGCAGAGGAUCCCGCGAGAUCUCGCCAUGUGCGUGACUCCAAGUGGCCAGUUUUACUGCUCGAUGUGUAACGUUGGGGCUGGCGAAGAGCUGGAGUUCCGGCAGCAUCUAGAGAGCAAGCAGCACAAAAGCAAGGUGUCCGAGCAGCGGUACAGGAGCGAGAUGGAGAACCUGGGUUACGUUCAGUGAUGGCCAUCCUCACAGAGAAGCCUGUCCUGCCUGUUUGCCUUCUGUCGACCUGCCUUGCUUUGUGGUCCUCCAUGCGUACAUUCCUCAUUUCUCUGCUUAGUGCGAGUAACCUGCAGCGGUGCCAGAGCCAGAGUCGGGGUCGGGGAGGGAGGUGCGUUUCUUAGGUCACCAGGAUGCUCUUUUGGGCCAACUGUGUCGAACAACUCACAGCGAGCUUCCUGCCCCAUCAGGUGUAACUUCUUAUCUUGGCCAAGUUCUGGUUAAGCAGCAGUAGCCUGACUAUUUAGAGCUACGAUUAUUUAAAAAUGGCAUCUACUUUUGCGGUUUUAGGUUUACGCACAUUAGAGGAAUUGACUUGAGUUCUUACUUCCAAUUAUAGAGAAAACAGGUAAACAGAGAUUCCCGUUUCCUGAUGCUCCUGGGAACCAUUACCACCACAGUGUGGUGUCACAAGAUGUGCUGUUAGGGUGUGAGCCUGGGUCUCCCAGCAGCUCCUGGUUCCCUGUGGCAUAUUCCCCCCCCCGCCCCCCUCCGUAAUUAACACAUAGGUUUCCUUGAAUUCAUAUACGUCCAGAAUACUGUGUUCUUCUGAACAUGUGACUUCAUCUCCAGUUGUGAACCGCACACAUGUAAUUCUCGUCCGUCACUUUCCCUGCUUAGAUCAGCUUCUCUGCUCGCUCACCCCAUCCUCAUGGCUGUGCUGGCAGUUUUGGAGACCCAGAUAUGACUGUCUAAUGAGUUGAAGAUGGAUAUUCUUUUAGAAAAUAUAUUUUCAGAUGAUUUGAGGAUGUGUUUGAGAUUUCAAUUUGGAAUUCUAUUUUCACUGAUGAUUAUGUGACCUCAUGAGAUAGUCAUUUUGUGGCUUUUGACGAUUGUAUCCUGACACUGCCCUGACAGGUAAUGGGCAUGCCUGGAAAAUACCCCUGUCCG
Messenger RNA from Mus caroli (Ryukyu mouse), 1950 nucleotides. RefSeq names its product zinc finger matrin-type 3 (gene Zmat3). The record is from RefSeq and is a predicted model, not a curated record. NCBI's taxonomy places the organism in Eukaryota, Metazoa, Chordata, Mammalia, Rodentia, Muridae. Gene Ontology annotation, molecular function: nucleic acid binding; zinc ion binding.